AUGGCCAUUGGGCAGCGUCCGGUGCCUUUACGCAACGACCUCAUCACUCAGUUGUGCAGCAUGCGAUUGAUCCAUGCAGUUCUAACUGAGUACGUGUCUCAAGCUAUCAUUCCCUCGUCCUUUGAACAUUGGAGAGAUGUGGCCUCUCAGUCUGUACUUGCUUUCGAGGAGGUUAAUGAUGUCCUGAUAUCGGAACGGUUUUACAAUUUAUCUGCCCCCUCAUGCUUCCAAGUCCUCAGGAAGGCCCUCCCUGAACUCUGGCAGUUGUGGCUUAGCGAUCUGGUGUCGCAAAGCUGGGAUCAAAGGGUGGAGGUCACCGGGAAGUGCGUGGGCGCGAUGACCUGCCGCGUGCUGGCGCCAGAGAUUUUCCACGAAGUCAGGACAAAGUCCCAGCCCGCCUUCCGUGGCAGCUUCACAGAGGCCGGAAAAGAGAUCCGCUCGGAAGAGGAGUACCACGCUGUCCGUAGGGCUGUGUACAGCUGCCCCUUCAAGGCCAUUCGAUGGACGCGGCAGCCACGAAAGCGGCCUUCGACGUCCAGCUUCGUCUACGAGGGCUAUCCCAAGCAAGUCGAGGGCGACGUCUACUACAUGGGGCUUUCGGACAAGACCACCUUCGGCUCCGCGGGAUUUCUGAUUCGCUGCGCUGGAGGCCAGAACGUACUCAUCGACCCCCCCAUCGCACACCCAAAGCUGGUCGAGGCACUGUCGCGCAUGGGCGGCGUGCAGCAUCUGCUCUUCACCCACGUGGACCACACCGCCAACCACGGGGCCUGGCACGAGGCCACGAAGGCCAGGAGGCUGAUGCACCGGGCGGAUGUGGUCCGCACGCACAGCGACUACAGCCCCUUCCCGGUCACGUCGGACUUCGAGACGCUCCUGGAGCUUCGGCCCUUUGAGACGGUCUGCCUUGAUGGCGUGCCGGACCUUCAGAUCAUUGCCACUCCCGGCCAUACCCCAGGCAGCAUCAUGUUCCUGUACAAGGACCGCUUCCUCUUCACCGGGGACUCCCUUGCCUUCUCACCGGCCAAGGGCCACCUUCACGCGCAUCGCAUUCAGACCUUCCAAAGUUGGAAGCUUCAAGAGCAGUCACUCCAGAAGCUCCUUUCCUACGACUUCUGCUGGGUUCUACCGGGGCAUGGCGACUGGAAGAAGUACGAGACUGCUUCUGAGGCGCGGCAGGACUUGCGCAAGUGCCUGGCCUGGAUGUUGCAACAGGCUUCUGGCAAGACCUGGCUGCCACGCUACGUCCUGUGGACGCUGGUGAGGCCGAAGAUAGGCGGCCCUCGUCAGCUUCUUCUCGACAGCCUGAUACUUCCGCAGGGCGCCAAGGACCACUUCCCAAAUUGGACGCUGCCGAGCUGGCUGUUGUCUGCAGCGGUGGUUCUCCCCUGCGCUUGCUUCUUAGCCCUCCGCCUCCAUCGACGCUGA
This is a messenger RNA of Symbiodinium natans, 1428 nucleotides long. The record is from the annotation of a GenBank genome assembly. Lineage: Eukaryota; Dinophyceae; Suessiales; Symbiodiniaceae.